Molecule: messenger RNA, 939 nt
Organism: Sclerotinia trifoliorum
Lineage: Eukaryota; Fungi; Ascomycota; Leotiomycetes; Helotiales; Sclerotiniaceae
Source: the annotation of a GenBank genome assembly
UUGAAUGCUUAGUAUCGACAGCGAGGUUGAGUACCAACAAUACCACUUUAAUAAUUCGUGGACGUCUCAAUCAGAAUGGCGUCGGUUCAUGCCACUACCUCGUCGAUACUCUCGUCAUUUCUUCCACGAUUGGCACCUGCAACAGCCACUUUCGCAACGAGAUCAACCACUUUAUAUUCACGACAAUUAUCCCACCCACUACUCCCAGUACUUACCAUCCCAUCUGCGAUACACCUCAAUAUCCCCGGAUUCUUGGAAGGAUUAUGGGAGGGAAUAUUGAAGGCCGUGCCCAAGAAGAAGACUUCGCAUAUGAAGAAGAGACAUAGGCAAAUGGCAGGCAAAGGAUUACAAGAUGUUACAAACUUGAAUAGAUGUUCUGCUUGUGGUCACAUCAAGAGAGCACAUUUAUUAUGUCCUUAUUGUGUUGCUGGUAAGGGCUUUCUAAACGGAAUAUCACAGGUGCCCGGUUAACGGUGAUAUAGAAAUUAAGACUUUAUUCAAGACUAAUGCACAUGAGGAGAGAUUUGCCGAAAAGCAAGCCAGAGCAGAUGAGAUUGCUGAACAGAAAAUAAGGAUAGAAGCAGGCAAAGUAAGGGCUGCAGAGGAGCAGGCAAAGAAAGAAGCUGAAUUGGUGAAGCUGGAAACCAAGCGGGCGGAGAAGAAGGCAGCUAAGGAUGCUGCAAGAAAGAUAUAUGAGGAGAAGAAUCCUAAGCAAGUUAUCGGCCAGAGGAAAAUUGAUUAACUGAAGAUUAGUGUUGAGGAGAGAAGGGCGGAAUAGGAUUAGUGAGGGGAGGCUUGUGGAUUUCAGAAGAUGGUCAUGAUCAUGUAUGGCAUCAGUAAAGGCUUUUGGGAUAUGGGGGAAGAGAUCCUGAUUGUGAGGUAUAUUUCCUCAGAAGUGGUAUCAAUGAUAGAACUGUACAAUCAAAAUAACAAUAUUCU